AUGGCUACACUACAACGAGAGACACUUCCCUACGAGUUGCGGCAAAAGGCCAAGAAAGAACUGCAUGAGAACGAGAAGCACAUAGAUGCACACGUGGAAAGCUUUCGACGCUGGGUGGAAUCACUGCCUCAUAUAACAUUUCCCAAAGAUCCAAACUUACUAUUGCCAUUCCUUCGUUAUGCCAAAUAUCGGCAUGACAAGGCACAGGCACGAUUGGACAACUUUUGCACCCUCAGAGCUUCAGAGAUAAAUGGAUCACCACGAUGGUUCGAUUCCUACUCUGUGGACGAUCCCAUUGUGGAGACAUACCUAAAAUCUGGUGUCUUGGUUGAAUUGGGCCGAACGAAAGAAGGCGUUGCUAUGGUAUUGGUUCGUCUCGCAAACUGGGACGUAGAUGUUUUGCCGGUAAAUAUGAUGCGGCCACUUAUAUAUAUGGACCUUGAUCGAUUUUGUGCCGAUCCGAUCACUCAAAUUACGGGAUAUGGAAUGGUGUUCGACAUGACCGGAGCGAGCAACAGACAGGUAAUGCAUCAGAAGGGGAAGUCAGAAAUGAAACUGGAAAUGAAAGUGUGGCAGAUACUACGUGUAAAAGAUAAGAUCAACAAAGCAUACGACAAAGUACCCGGACUGAGAGAUAUUAUGCCCACCGAAUAUGGAGGAUAUAACGGAAAACUGAGUUAUCUCAUGACCAAUAAUGCCAAAAGAUUCCGGGCGUUCUAUUCCAAACCAUCUCCUUGGGCGGGGAUACGUGUGGACGAGUCGAAGCGACCGGAUACCGCCAAAAGUUACAUGCGUGACUACAAGGACAUCAGUACAGAUAUAUUUGAAACCAAAGGAACAUAUAUUGCUGUAGAUCCUGGUGACUGA
Messenger RNA from Echinostoma caproni, 867 nucleotides. The record is from the annotation of a GenBank genome assembly. NCBI's taxonomy places the organism in Eukaryota, Metazoa, Platyhelminthes, Trematoda, Plagiorchiida, Echinostomatidae.